Molecule: messenger RNA, 2083 nt
Organism: Beta vulgaris subsp. vulgaris (sugar beet)
Lineage: Eukaryota; Viridiplantae; Streptophyta; Magnoliopsida; Caryophyllales; Amaranthaceae
Product: chloroplast sensor kinase, chloroplastic
Exons: 9
Coding region: 71-1933 (620 amino acids)
Biological process (GO): signal transduction
Molecular function (GO): phosphorelay sensor kinase activity
Source: RefSeq, a predicted model, not a curated record
CAUCACUCUCCCCUUUAUACUGAUUGAGAGGAAGAGCAAACAAGCAAAAACUAAACUAAACUAAAGAGAGAUGCUUCUACUCUCUGCAACUGCAAUCCCUUCACAAUAUCCUCUCUCCAAUCCCACUAUCUCAUGCGUAAAUCCUAACCUCCAUUACCACUUCUAUAAAUCCCAAAACUCUUACUCUCCUUUUCCGCUUCUCUCAAAACCCUCAUCUUUACCAAAUUCUUCUUCUUCUUUAAAUUCUACUUGUACUGCAACUUUGAGGUAUGUAAAUGACCCCAUUUUAGAGGAAGAAGGUGGGGAUUGGGUCCCCUCGGCUUCGGCGGUAGCUUCUGCUAUACGCAAAGCUUCGUCUUCUCCGAUUGAAUUUACCCAGAAAAUUGAGAGAGACCCUAAAUCUCAAGGUAUUGUUCUGCCUAGCCCUGAUUUUCAGAAGCUUUGCCUUGAUCAGUUGGCACUUUUUCGAAGAAUUGUCGACCCCAAUGCUCUUCUCUCUGUUUAUGUCAGGCCUGCUGGUAGCUAUGUGAUGGAUCGGUUAGAACUCCGACGUGUUACCUUCUAUCCAACAGUCGAUGGGUCUGAUAUUGUCAUACUUGUUGGUAAUUUCAGUGUUCCUGCUGGGUUGCGUGGUGCUGAAUCUGCUCUCUCUAAUCUGCAAGCCAAGGAAAUUCCUGAGUAUAGAGCUGUUGUUUUCCCUAUGGUCAAACAUCCAUUUGUUGUUGGGUUUUUAGUUGCUGAGAUUCCGGGUUUGGAGCUUGGAAGGGGAUCUCAUGAUGCUUCUCAGUUUCCAUCCCCAGAGGAGUGCUAUGCAUUGCCCCCUACUUUUGAUUUGAAGUCGCCUGAAAUCCCAUUAUGCAGUGAAAAACCAUUGAUGUACCUCAACCUCUCUGCUGACCAGAGAUUAAAUGCCAUAAAUAUUUCGCAUUCGAUUGCUAUGGCUUAUGUCAUGGAUCAGAAAGCAAUGUUGCUUCAACAGACAUCUUGGCAAAAUAACAUCCGGAUGAGUAAUCUUGUUGAGCAAAUACGUGGGCCAUUGUCUAGCUUACGGACUCUAUCUAAAAUGUUAGCAGUACAAAUUAAAAGAAGUGAGAUUGCUCACGACAUUGUUGAAGAUAUAAUGGUCCAAAGUGAUCGUAUGCUAGACACCUUGCAACAGCUGCAGGAUGCUGUUCUCUUGACAAAGGCUAACAUAAUGAGGUUCAAUGAAGAAUCAUUGAAGAAAAUGGAUGGCUCAAAUUAUGCUCAACCUGAACCGAGGAUGUUACCAAAUGACAUGUCAAGUCAGACAUCUGCUGACAAGGGAAGAAGCUUUGAUCGACAACCUUCUCUAAGUUUGGCAGUGAAAGAUUUGGAGAUGCCAAUGCCACCAUUAGCGCUAGCACCGUUACAAGAGAAUGGCAUCAGACCAUGCAAUGUUUCUGAUGUACUGGUGAAUUUGGUUGGAGCUGCACAGCCUCUUGCUCAAAACCAGAAGCGUAUUUUGGAAUUAAGUGAAUUCUCUCAUCACCUGCCAGUUGCUGUAGAAGAACCUGCUCUGCGUCAGGCCCUAAGCAAUCUGAUAGAGGGUGCAUUGUUGCGAACACAUGUUGGAGGAAGAGUUGAAAUUCUCUCUGUAGGAGCACCUGCAGGUGGUGCGCUGGUUGUGAUUGAUGAUGAUGGUCCAGAUAUGCACUACAUGACACAGAUGCAUUCGCUUACACCAUUUGGGGAUGGCCUUCUCUCGGAGAAAAUGGUGGAGGACAACAUGACAUGGAAUUUUGUCGCUGGGAUCACAGUUGCACGAGAGAUACUUGAGAGCUACGGUUGUGUUGUCCGUGUCAUAUCUCCUCGGAACAAAGAGGCUGCUCUAGGAACAGGGGGGACCCGAGUCGAAGUUUGGCUUCCUUCUUUGACUCCAUAUAAUCACAGCACUGUGGCUGAUGGGGCAUAGUAAGUUGUGAAUUUGAGAUUGCUUCGGUAUUCAAGACGCUCAACAUAUGAUGUAUAGUACUCCUAUAGCAUUAAUCUAUUCCCUUUAGAAAGCAGUGUAAAUACAAACCUUCCUAUGCUUGAUCAGCUGGAUUAGAAGUAUUAUCGUUAA